CACGGAGAGACACAGGCGUCGGUGCGAGUAACAAUCGCGGCUGGAAGCCUAGGGAGUUUGGCCGGAGGUGAGAAGAAGACUUGCCUAGGCCCGGCGAAGGCCCUCUCCUUCGCACACCGGAGCGUGUCAGCAGCAAGACCUGGAUAGCAGUGGGCGGAGCCGGCAGGGUGGGGGGGGGGGGAAGGUCGGGUGUUUUUUCUGGACGGGUCUCUCGUGUGGGAAGAAUGGGAGGCGGAAAAGGAGAGGGCCGGCCCCGGGUGGGACCUCAGGGCGGUCGAGAGGCGGGAUUUGGGCCUCUCUGGGCGGAGUCGCCUCCUUCCACGGAGUGGGCUGGGAUGCAGACAGGAGAAGCCGCUUCUUUCUCCCCCCUUCACCUCCCGUCGCCGGUUUCUGUCGGAGGGCUGUUGGUGCGCGCCUCGAGCUCGACGCGGGCCGCCUAAGAAGCGUCCCGAGUGGCUGCCCAGCUGGCGGCGAGACGAGUCCCUUCCCUCGGGCAAACGCCUCCUCCGCACGCUCCCUCUCCCUGCGGUGCGCUCGUUGGCACCGAAGCCACCGGGCUCUCAUGCUGCUGUGCUUGGGGAGGUGCUGUGCUGCCCUGCUGCCUGCUUUGCCCUGGUGAGGCGCUGUGGGAACCGCGCUGCUCUGGAAGAAGAGACGGCGCUUGCUGCUGCUGCUGCUGCUGCUGCUGCUCCCGGUGAAGAGGGAUCAUUUGCGCAGAGUACCUUGGUGGUGCUACCGCCGCUGCCGCCAUGGGACUGCAGCCCUUGGAGUUCAGCGACUGCUACCUGGACAGCCCCUGGUUCCGGGAGAGGAUCCGAGCCCACGAAGCGGAGCUGGAAAAAACCAACAAGUUCAUCAAGGAGCUGCUCAAGGAUGGAAAGAGCCUCAUCGCCGCCACCAAGAACCUUUCAGCUGCCCAAAGAAAGUUUGCCCACUCACUGAGAGACUUCAAAUUUGAGUUUAUUGGUGAUGCAGAAACAGAUGAUGAGCGGUGUAUAGAUGCAUCCCUCCAUGAAUUCUCUAAUUUUCUGAAAAAUUUAGAAGAGCAAAGAGAAAUAAUGGCACUUAGUGUUACUGAAACUCUGAUCAAACCAUUGGAAAGGUUUAGAAAAGAGCAGCUUGGAGCUGUAAAGGAAGAAAAGAAGAAGUUUGAUAAAGAAACAGAAAGGAACUACAGUUUACUCGACAAGCAUUUGAAUAUGUCAGCUAAGAAGAAAGAAACACAGCUAUUAGAGGCAGACAUCCAAGUGGAGCAAAAUCGAAAGCAUUUUUAUGAGCUAUCUCUCGAAUAUGUGUGUAAACUACAAGAAAUACAGGAACGAAAGAAAUUUGAGUUUGUAGAACCUGUCCUGUCAUUUUUUCAAGGCAUGUUCACUUUCUACCAUCAGGGAUAUGAGCUUGCCAAAGACUUUAACCACUACAAAAUGGCACUGCAGAUCAAUAUCCAGAAUACAAGGAAUCGUUUUGAAGGAACAAGGUCAGAAGUGGAAGAGCUCAUGAAUAAAAUCAAGCGAAAUCCUCAGGAACAGAAAAGAGUGAAUCAGUUUGCAAUGGAAGGCUACCUUUAUGUGCAAGAGAAAAGACCUGCUCCAUUUGGUUCCAGCUGGGUGAAACAUUACUGCAUGUACAAAAAGGAGUCGAAGAAGUUUACUAUGAUACCAUUUGAGCACAGAUCAGGAGGGAAAAUUGGUGAGUUGGAAAUCUUCCUCCUUAAGUACUGUACCAAAAGAAAUACCGAUACUAUAGAUAGACGGUUCUGUUUUGACAUGGAAGCAAUAGACAAACCUGGUAUGCCCAUGACCAUGCAAGCAUUAUCAGAAGACAACCAAAAUCUUUGGCUUGAAGUCUUGGAUGGAAAAGAAUCUGUGUUUCUCAAUUUGAACAAAGCUAACACAAAAAGAGAAGGAAGUGCACAGCUGGAUAAGACUGGGUUCACAAUUAUUAGAAAAUGCAUCAGUGCUGUUGAAACAAGAGGUAUAAAUGACCAAGGAUUAUACAGAGUUGUGGGGGUGAGUUCAAAGGUCCAGAGACUUCUGAAUUUGUUGAUGGAUACAAAAACAUGUAAUGAAGUUGACCUGGAAAAUUCCACGGAAUGGGAGGUGAAGACAAUAACUAGUGCAAUGAAACAGUACUUGAGGAGCCUUCCGGAGCCUCUAAUGACACAAGAGUUACAUGGAGAAUUCAUCGUUCCUGCCAAAAGUGGCAGCCCUGAAUCCCGUGUGAAUGCUAUCCACUUUUUGGUCCAUAAACUUCCAGAGAAGAACAAAGAAAUGCUGGAUAUUUUGGUGAAACACUUAGCCAAUGUUUCAAACCAUGCCAAGAAGAAUCUAAUGACUGUGGCAAAUUUAGGAGUAGUAUUUGGACCAACUUUAAUGAGGCCUCAUGAAGAAACUGUGGCUGCCCUCAUGGACCUGAAGUUUCAGAAUAUUGUGGUAGAGAUUCUAAUUGAAAACCAUAAUAAGAUUUUCCAAACUCUGCCUGAUGCCACUUUCUCUGAGCCAAUCUCUGUGUCAGUGUCUCCUCCAAAUGCCCCACCAAGACAAUCACGAAGACAAGGGCAACGUAAUAAGAGGCCUGUUGCUGUAUAUAAUCUCUGUCUUGAGCUGGAUGACAGUGACAGUCUUAGCCCUCCUAAAGAGUGCACACCCACCGGUAGCAUGGAUUCCUUAUCUUCUCAGUCUCCUACAACCGCUACCCCCAGCAGUCCUCCUGAGGCAGAGAAAAAUCAUCUUUUAACUGACAGCGGUGAUGCAGUAGACUGGGCAGCCAGUUCCUCCAGUCAGAUUCAUUCAUCAAUGGUUUCCUGGAUGAAUGUGCAGUUAAGUGCAGCACCUACCUCGGCAACGCCAACACCAUCAUCUUUCUCCUUCCCCUCCUCCUCCCCUGAUAAAGAGACUGACAAAUCAGCUGGAAGUGCUGUCAGCAGGAAAGCAAGAGCAGUAUAUCCAUGUGAAGCAGAGCAUAGCUCUGAAUUGUCUUUUCAAAUUGGGGCAAUUUUUGAAGAUGUGCAUUUUUCACGAGAACCUGGAUGGCUUGAGGGAACUCUGGAUGGGAAGAGAGGACUUAUCCCCCAAAACUAUGUCCAGUUUCUUUAAUUCUUGCAUUGAAUGCCCAGAAAGGUGUACAUGGUAUCCAUGGAUUUUUGAUACAGUUGCUUCUCUUGGCUUCAAAUGCUUUUAAUCGGUGAAGAACCUGACAAUGAGAUGAAGACCUGCAUCUUAUGUAAAGACUUAACAAUUUGCCAAAUAGGAAUUACACAGUGUGAUUCAUAUAAUUUUAUAUUGGGGGAGGGGGGGAAGGACUGACAAUUUUAUAAAUAGUACGUUGUAAAGAAUAAUCUAUAUAAUCAAUAUAUAUAUGAAUGACUUGGUUGAUUCACAUAUCGGCCACCUGUUAAAAGAAGAUUGUAAAAACUGUUUUCUCUGUCCUUGUAUUUUUAAAAUUGAAGUGAUUUGUCGAAACAUUUUCUAGUUUUGAAAAAGCCUGUUUAAAAAAGUCAUUUAUACUGAUAAGUCGACACUAACUGCUUAAACUGGUGUAAUGGUGGUAUCAAUAGGGCUAUUCCAGCAUUAAUUGUGAGGUUCCCCGACCCCCACCCUUUUUUUAAAAUGGAGCAGUUUAACUGGAAUAACCAUUGAUUGAAAGCUACAGAUUGAAAGAAGAAAAUGAAAAAUUUCAAAUGCCCACAGUAUGCAGAUGAAUCCAUAUGAUGUGUGUGACUUCAUUGAUAAUAUAUUUAAAAGUACAUAUAUGAGCCUCUGGGCUCCAUAGAUUUUUCUUUCAGCUGAAUGUAAACACAACUAAAAUAAUCUUAUUUACUGUUCAUGUAAUUAUCAGCUGUACUAUGGGAAGUGUGUUUACAGUUUCUGAUCAUCUGUUGCUUGAAAUUCACUUUUACUUAGACCCAAACUAGAUGUGAUAUGCAGUUGUGUACAUUUUAUUUACCCUUACUCCCUGCAAUACUUAGUUUUUCAACCAAAAGGAACUCCAGAAUUCAGAGGUACACAUGGUGAAUGAAGGGGUAGGUGCUUCACCCUUUCUCCUGCAGCUGUUUGUUGAUCUGAAAUACUCCUUCUCAAUGCUGUUACACCCAGGGGGCACCUCUCUCUUUAUGCCACCAAUGGCAAAGGAGCUGGUGGAGGAGCAGGGGAUUUUGAACAGAAAUCAUUAGAAGGGAAAAUGUUAGGCAACAUUUCUCUUAUUUUUCUCUUCCCCAUUUUUCUUUUUUUAAACUCAUAGUCUCCUGAGACUACUUUGGGUUCUUUUGUGUGUUUGGGAGGGUGGUUUUUGUUGUUGUUGUUUUGAAGUAUGAAAAGCACAUCUCACUGCAUGCCAUCCACAUCUACUUUGGGCCUUCGUUAUUUACAAAACUUUGUGCAUAAUCAGGGAUAAGCUAGUCACUGCUUCUUUCUAGCAGUCCAUCAGAAGAGUGGGAAAGCUUUCAAGCUUAACGUCAUAGUAAUAUGAUGUUGAAAGAAGAGCUUCAUUUUUCUGCCGUAUACUGUUAACCUGUGGUGCAAUUUUUCACAUGUAUUAUCUGCUUGCUAUGACCAGAGACAUAAAAACAGCACUCCUUUUAUAUAUAAAAAGAAGUCUUUAUUCUUAUAAUAGAGAUUGUGGAACAGGAGAACUCUGA
Hemicordylus capensis (graceful crag lizard) is the source of this 4636-nucleotide messenger RNA. RefSeq names its product Rho GTPase activating protein 10 (gene ARHGAP10). Gene Ontology annotation, molecular function: GTPase activator activity; protein binding. The record is from RefSeq and is a predicted model, not a curated record. The coding region runs from base 750 to 3095 and encodes 781 amino acids. The transcript is spliced from 23 exons. Gene Ontology annotation, cellular component: cytoplasm. NCBI's taxonomy places the organism in Eukaryota, Metazoa, Chordata, Lepidosauria, Squamata, Cordylidae. Gene Ontology annotation, biological process: signal transduction.